CAGACGGCAUUUGAUUGGAGGACAGUCAUACUGAUCUUGUGACACGGAAAUAAGCUGUGAGAAUAGGGCAAGUACGGUAGGACUUGUUACGUACGCGCAUUUGAAAGAAUUAGACUUGUAUGAACCAUGGAUUCCCGUGUGAUCUGCGUUAUUUUGCUUUCUUUCCUCGCAUACACUAAUGCUGAGCAGGUGAAAUUUCUGGACUGUGGCUCACAAGAUGGUGUAGUUAUCGAGGUCGACAUUCAGCCCUGCCCAAAACAGCCAUGCCAGCUUCACAAGGGACAGUCAUACAUGGUCAAUGUAACCUUCACCAGUAAUGUUUCAAGUCUGACCAGCAAAGCUGUGGUUCAUGGCAUAGUUGCUGGUCUCCCUGUCCCCUUUCCCAUCCCAGUUGAGGAUGGUUGCAAGUGUGGAAUUCAGUGCCCGAUUCAGCCAAAAUCUAUGUACAGUUACGUCAACCAGUUGCCCGUCAAGAGCGAGUACCCAGCAAUAAAGCUGGUUGUGGAAUGGGAAUUGAAAGAUGACACCAGCAGAGAUCUAUUUUGCGUCAAGUUUCCUGUUCAGAUUGUGAGCUGAAAGUCAACACCGAAGCCAAGAAAGGGACAUUUCAAAAGGGAAAUCAAGGACAAAGAUGUCUGUAUGUGUGCCUAAAUACUUCUCUACAGCCAUUUUAGAUGCUAAUUUUAUGAUUUAUUAUUUGAAAAUGGUCUAACCAUGACAGAUUUGUCAUUUUAUUUUUAUCUAUGGUUGCUCUACAGCCAGUCAACAAAUCUUGUGUAAUUCCAUUUUGUGUUGCGCUAAAAUAAGUAUCAAUGAUUCACCAGAAUGAGAUACUAUUGACAUUAGUUCAUGUGGGGGAUCGGUGUUUGUGAUUUAAUCAGGCAAGUCUACGUUCGCUGCUGUGUGGCUGAACAGAGCUGUUGUCACUUCUUACAACUGCAUUUUUGACCUUUUUUACUACACUUUUUAAUAAUACAUUUAAAUAAAAUUGGAUUUUAAUAUUGGUUUAUUUUCUUAAAGAAAUGGCACAUCCUUUAACAAUGUACAUGUCUUACUA
Molecule: messenger RNA, 1057 nt
Organism: Xyrauchen texanus (razorback sucker)
Lineage: Eukaryota; Metazoa; Chordata; Actinopteri; Cypriniformes; Catostomidae
Product: NPC intracellular cholesterol transporter 2-like
Exons: 5
Coding region: 127-576 (149 amino acids)
Biological process (GO): intracellular cholesterol transport; cholesterol efflux
Molecular function (GO): cholesterol binding
Source: RefSeq, a predicted model, not a curated record